GGAGCCACGCAUGCGUGACUGCGAACAGGACGCAUGCGCCUCCAGAGGCACGAAACAUGCGCCGAGGGGCGUUUUCCGUUCCCAGGCGUUUGGAGUCUGUGGCCCGGAGAAAGGGAAGGAAAAAUAAUGAAUUCUGACUUAGUGCAUAGUGUAGUAGGAAGCUAUCUUAAACCUCCAGAAAGAAUGUUUGUUUCAUCAUUCACCCAGAAUGAAUCAUCUCAGAAUCGCCAACCUAUGAACUUAGAAGUUACUCCUUCUAAAGUGUUUCAUAGCCCAAAUAGCCAAGCUCUUAUUUUAGCCUUAAAAACUCUUCAGGAAAAAAUUCAUCGUUUAGAACUAGAGAGAACACAAGCUGAAGAUAACUUGAACCUUCUUUCCAGAGAAGCGGCACAAUAUAAGAAGGCCUUGGAAAAUGAAACAAAUGAGAGAAAUCUGGCACAUCAGGAACUGAUAAAGCAGAAAAAAGAAAUAAGUGUACAGUUAAGCUCAGCCCAGUCUCGUUGUACCCUUCUGGAGAAACAACUAGAAUAUACAAAGAGAAUGGUUCUUAAUGUAGAGCGAGAAAAGAAUAUGAUCCUGGAACAACAGGCCCAGCUUCAAAGAGAAAAAGAACAAGAUCAGAUGAGGCUGCACGCAAAACUUGAAAAGCUCGAUGUCUUAGAAAAAGAGUGUUUCAGACUUACAACAACUCAGAAAACUGCUGAGGACAAGAUUAAACAUUUAGAGGAAAAACUUACAGAAGAAGAACAUCAACGUAAGCUAUUUCAAGAUAAAGCUUCUGAGCUUCAAACUGGACUUGAAAUCAAUAGAAUUUUAAUGUCUUCAGUUUCAAAUCCAAAACAUUCCAAGGAAAAGAAGAAAUCUUCAAAGAAAAUGAAAUGUUUAAAGAGAGGAGCACCUCAGCAAAUUUAUUCAAACUUUGGAGCACUGCCUUUUGUGUCUGAAAAGUCUUCCAGUGCAAGCUGCUCUGUGAAUGCGAGUGUGCAAAACCUUCUGCAGAUGAUGCAACGUUGUGGCCCACAUAUCCUUCAGAAACCUUCUGAAGUGACUGAGCCUAGAUGUCUCUACAAGCCUAUUAGAAAAACUUCUCAGUGUAAAGCUAUACCUUCUGACUCAGAAAAGUCCGUUUCCAUUUGUGACAAUUUAUCUGAACUUUUAAUGGCAUUGCAGGAUGAGCUGGACCAAAUGAGUGUGGAGCAUCAAGAAUUACUGAAACAAAUGAAGGAAACUGAAAGCUAUUCAGUCUGUGAUGACAUAGAAUGUGAACUAGAGCAUUUAGUCAAGAAAAUGGAAAUUAAAGGGGAACAAAUUUCCAAACUGAAGAAGCAUCAAGACAGUGUCCGUAAACUGCAGCAAAAAGUUCAAAACUCAAAGAUGAGUGAAGCUUCAGGUAAUUCCCAAAAAAUGUGUGUAGGAGAAAGUGGGUAAUUGUGGACCUUCUGGGGAGAAGGAGAACUGUGAUUCAUUCUAAUGGUGAGAAGAGGUGCCAUGUUAGAAGAUCUUUCCAUGCCUGGAAAUGGGGAGAGGACUGAAGAUGGGCAGAUUGAUACUUGGGAUUGUCCUGGAAAGUAAUUAGUGGCAGAGAUGAAAGUUUCUCUCCUUCUGGUUUAAAUAGUACAUGUGCCCUUUGCUGGCUUUUUUUUUCCUUUUAUUUUAUCAUAUUAUGGGGUUACAAAUAUUGUUAGGGUUACAUAUAUUGGCCCUGCCAUUCCUCCGCCCGCCCCCCGCUUUGCCAAAACAUCAAGCAGUCCAACCCCCAGGUGGUGCGACCGCACCUAUUUUGUAAGUAUAUAUCCUUCCCCUCCUUUGCCGGCUUUGACACCUCCUCCCCCAUAAGCUCCUUAGACCUGGAGAUGUUCCAGAGGGUGUUUCAUCUGAACUCAGUUUUAUCACCUUACCUAUUUUUCUACUGUGCCUUUCAUCCUUAAGGAUAUGAGUUUUAUAGUUUAAACUUAUCAAAAAACCCACCAGGACCAUAAUACAGCCCUAUAUUUCUGUGCCUUUGUUUCCUAUGCAUUUAGAAAGGGAACUGAAUAUAUUUAAUUUAUCAAUAAAGUCAUUACUUGUGAAGAUGUAUUGCUAAAAAUAAUUACCAUAAAAAAAUUUAAGUCACUUUAGGAACACUUGAAUAUUUCAAUUGAGAAUUCCCUCAGCAAAAGGGUUGACACUGAAAAACUCAAUAAACGUUUUUUGAAUCUGAGUAACAAAAAAGAAAUCGUUGUAGAACACAAGUUUGCGUGGUUUAAAGCCUAAAAAGCAAAGACCUAAAUAUAUUCUUAGUAAAAGUGGGAAGAUUCUAAUUUAUUUAGGUCCUUUUUUCUUUUUUCUUAUGUCUAAAGAGAAAUUGCUUUGGCUUCUUUCCUAACCCAGGUUUCUAAUGGGUAGAGGUAAAGAAUACAGUUCUACCAUGGUACAGAAAUAUACAUAGUUACGUACAGCAACCUGAUUUGGAGUCUGUUUUGGUUGCUGAGGUGACAUUUAUUAGUGAGGGACAAUAAAUAAUGGUGUCUUGGUGCUCCAUUACAGCAACUGAACUGAAAAUGUAUCUCUGCUGACAGACUGCAUGCUUGCCAAGGCCUUAGACUCUUCAGGGGGUGGAGCAAAAGAUUUCUUUCCUGGAUGGGGCAGUCUAUGGUCAGUGUACAAGAGUUGCUAUAGCAACUCCACAGCUGUGCUCUGCCUAGCAGAAACUUAGUAUGAUUUCAUUGAUUUUGUUCACUUAAGUAAAAA
This is a messenger RNA of Microcebus murinus (gray mouse lemur), 2730 nucleotides long. NCBI's taxonomy places the organism in Eukaryota, Metazoa, Chordata, Mammalia, Primates, Cheirogaleidae. The record is from RefSeq and is a predicted model, not a curated record.